Molecule: messenger RNA, 2448 nt
Organism: Knipowitschia caucasica
Lineage: Eukaryota; Metazoa; Chordata; Actinopteri; Gobiiformes; Gobiidae
Source: the annotation of a GenBank genome assembly
AUGGUCGUCCAUCAUACUGAAUCACAACGUUCUCCAGACAUGGAGCCUACAGAGACACCACGCAGCAGUAAGAGAAAAGCAGAAGAUGAAACCAAAGUCAUUGGGUCCAAAAGAGUAAAGCUGGGUCUGGAUUGUGUGCUGGUCAGACACAAUCCACUUGCGGACUGUGCAGAGGUCAGACACACCUUUCCUGUGGACUGUGCAGAGGUCAGACACACCUCUCCUGUGGACUGUGCAGAGGUCAGACACACCUCUCCUGCGAUCAGUGUGACCUCAGAGUACCUCGAGAAGGCCAUCAGUGAGGAGAAGCUGCUGGAGCUUCUACACUACUCUGCUCUGGGCAAGGCACCGGGGCGUGUCAGGAGGCCCAGCUGGUGCCACUUGCGAAGACAGAGAAGGCUGACGGCGGUCUGUGUGGCUGUGGUGGAGCAUGUGAGUCAGAGGGACUUUUACCAACACUACCUGUCCCUCCCCAACCUGCGCACCAACUAUACCGUCAGACUGACCCUGAGCUCCUCUUCCUCUGACCUGGUGUCAGACAUCUUCAGCUCAGAGGUCCACAUCGUGCCCCAGUGUCCACAGAAGAAACGGGACAGUCCACACUUACACCCGGAGCUGAGGACUCAUCCGGUCAUCACCAAGUAUGGGAUAAAGAGGAGGGGGCUAACAGCCUACCUUCUGACUGCAGACGAUAUGGCCAAGCGGAAAUAUCCCCUCAUAGGCUCUCCCGGCUCUGAGGACUAUGUGAGGACAGACUCUGACCCUGAGGUGACCAAUAGCAGCCCACUCUUUGGCCUCGACUGUGAGAUGUGCCUGACAAAGCAGGGGUACGAGCUCACGCGUGUGUCCCUGGUGGACAGCUCAGGAGCCUGUCUGCUGGAUGAGCUGGUCAAACCCCACAACAAGAUACUCAACUACUUAACACAGUUCUCGGGGGUGACACCUGAGAUGCUGGAGCCAGUGCAGACCACUCUGAGUGAUGUCCAGGCCAGACUGCGGUCACUAUUACCCAGGGACGCUGUUUUGGUGGGACACUCGCUGGACAGUGACCUCCGGGCUCUGAAGAUGAUGCACCCUCACGUGAUUGACACGUCGCUCCUCUACAGUGGACAUUGUGGACAUCGGUUUAAGCUCAAGCACCUGGCUGAGGUGCUUCUGCAAAAGCAGAUCCAGACGGAGGACCGGUGUGGCCAUGACCCCUGUGAGGACGCUGUGGCCGCACUGGAGCUGGCUCAGCACUUCAUCUGCAGCGGCCCCCUCAAGAUAGUGGAGCAGCACCUAGAUCUGUGGGGCCUCACUCUGAAGGAAGAACCAGAGAGCUCUCCAGCAGCAGCGCCCAGCUCACGGUUUGCUGACUUGCUACAGGCCUGUGGGCGCUCCUCAGCCUUCUGUGGGCCACGUACUCCCUUUGAUAUGUGCUUACCCCUGUCCAGGCAACAGUGGCACAGCUCUGACAGAGAGGUUCUGCUGGCUUUCAGAUGUCAGCCCAAGUGUGCGGCCUUCACAGUGUUGCAGUUCACUUCUGGACAGACUGCAGGCGCUCAAGUUGAGGCUAGUCAAAAGGCCUGUCCUCCUCUCAGGGACCUGUGUGUGGUGUUGGCGGGGCCCCUCCCUCCUCAAUCCUCAGAAGAAGAUGUAAGGCUCCUUUUGUGCUUCUGCGGACCCCUGCUCUCCAUCAGGCUCAUCAACACUGCUGCGUGCCGGGUCCAUGCAGAGGUCCAGUUUGAGCUGCCGGAGUCAGCUGUGAUUGCACUGUCCUCUCUGACCAGGCUCACACUGCACGGACGCCGCAUCCAGGUGAAGCGGCCCCUCAGUGACUCCACCCUGGACGUAUGUGAGGCUGUGGAGGCUCUGGCCUCUGAUCCGCUCACCCGCUGCCUGCUCUAUGUGGCCUGCUCCCUCCCAGGCACAGCGGCUUCAGGCACAGCGGCUUCAGGCACAGCGGCUUCAGGCACAGCGGCUUCAGGCACAGCUGCCUCAGGCACAGCUGCCUCAGGCACAGCUGCCUCAGGCACAGCUGCCUCAGGGCAGGUGAAUGGGCGUAGGCUGCUCACAGAGGACUCCCUGAUGGACACGUUCAGCUGCUUUGGCCCAGUGCUCCGGGUAGUGACCAGAGGACUUACACACGCAUAUAUAGAGUUUGUGAGUGCGGACAGCAGACGGGACGCUCUGAGCUCCUCCCAGGACCUGUUCGAGCUCCACUUCCUGCUCUGUCCUGCUCUCACACCACUGCACCUAUCUGCCCCUGGUCCCGCCCCCUCUACAGCCUCCCUCAUGCCUGCUCCGGCCUUUACAUCUAAGGCUGCAGCUCGGAGGCUGAGGAAGCUGGACCGGCGUCUGGGUAAAGUGUUCCGCUGUCUGCCAGAGGGGUCCUUAUCUGUGGUGGUCUUGAGGGGCGGCUGCGACACUCCAGGCCUGUGCUUUGUGGAGGUCAAGGACACUUCCUAA